AGCAAUUGCAAGUAUUAUUACUACUAUAUAUUUCCCAAAAAUACAUUAAAAUUCUCUGGCCAAAACCUAUCUAUAAAUAUCACCAUCUUCUGGUACAGAGAGGGGGGGAAGGAAAAGAAGAAGAAAAAAUGGCAGGGGAUGAGCAGCUUGUGAAAACCAGAGUCAUCAAAAUAAACUCUGAAGAAUCAUGGAAUUCCUUCACAACUCAAGCUAAAAACGAAGGCGCCCCUGUUAUAGUGCAUUUUACAGCUUCCUGGUGCAUGCCUUCUGUUGCCAUGAAGCCUUUUUUUGAAAACCUGGCCGUAACUCACCAAGAUAUUCUGUUUCUAGUGGUGGAUGUCGAUGAAGUUAAGGAGGUGUCCUCAAAGAUGGAGAUAAAGGCCAUGCCCACCUUUGUGUUGAUGAAGGAAGGAGCUCAGGUGGAUAAGCUUGUGGGUGCAAACCCAGAUGAGAUAAGGAAGAGGGUUGCUGGUUUUCUCCAUUAAUAAUCCCUUUUAAUUAAUUCCUUCCUUCAUAUUCCAUGAGUCGAUUCCAAUGGUGGGGUGAUUCAUCACUUUGGCAAUUUCAUAAGUUAAUAAUAAGUUGAUGAAGUGUAUCAGGAUUGGCAGUGUGCUUUCAUUGUCUAAAUGGGUCAAAAUUAAAGGAGUUGUAAUAUUUAUUCUGUGGUUUUCUGAUGAAACCUCAAACAUUUUGUUAUGUAAAUGUUGUUUAGUCUGAUUGACAUGGUUGCAUAUUGAAA
Messenger RNA from Rhododendron vialii, 739 nucleotides. RefSeq names its product thioredoxin-like protein CXXS1. The record is from RefSeq and is a predicted model, not a curated record. The transcript has 3 exons. The coding region runs from base 129 to 485 and encodes 118 amino acids. Lineage: Eukaryota; Viridiplantae; Streptophyta; Magnoliopsida; Ericales; Ericaceae.